Molecule: messenger RNA, 1738 nt
Organism: Oxyura jamaicensis (ruddy duck)
Lineage: Eukaryota; Metazoa; Chordata; Aves; Anseriformes; Anatidae
Gene: SRP9
Product: signal recognition particle 9
Exons: 3
Coding region: 79-339 (86 amino acids)
Biological process (GO): negative regulation of translational elongation; SRP-dependent cotranslational protein targeting to membrane
Cellular component (GO): signal recognition particle, endoplasmic reticulum targeting
Molecular function (GO): 7S RNA binding
Source: RefSeq, a predicted model, not a curated record
UUGCGCCGACGCGACGCCGGCCGUGGGCGCCAUCUUGCCGCCGGCGGGGGGAAGCGGAGCAGCGGGCAGCGCCGCGCCAUGCCGCACUACCAGGCCUGGGAGGAGUUCACCCGCGCCGCUGAGAAGCUGUACCUCGCCGACCCCAUGAAGGUGCGGGUUGUUCUCAAAUAUCGGCACUGUGAUGGGAACCUUGUUAUCAAAGUAACGGAUGAUGUAGCUUGCCUGCUGUAUAGAACAGACCAAGCACAAGACGUAAAGAAGAUCGAGAAAUUCCAUAGCCAGCUAAUGCGACUCAUGGUGUCUAAGGAAUCCCGCAGUGCUGCCAUGGAAACGGACUGAAUUGCUGAAAAUAAAAUGAAUGCUCCAGUCAUAUUUCACUGGAAGAAAAUAUCUCUGAAUUGAACGAAUAGUGGGACAGGAGAUGCUUCUAUGUACUGAAGUGGACAAGCUGACAAGUCUGAAGUGUUUUCUUCCCCAGACUCCACUUUGGAAAUCUAUGAAAAUAAAUGCUUUCAAUCGAAAGCUUAUAUUUAUUUUUGGGAAUUGAACAAGAAACUAUUCUUACACACUAAGUAUGUUAAGAAGACAAAUCUUUACAAAUGUACAGUACUCUUGCCUGAUUUUGAUGGCCCACACAUGUAUUUCUGGAAAGUUAUGAUAAAAUUUCAUAUAGAUUUCAUUGUGUUCAAAUGUUAUGCUGGUGUAUUCUUACAGUGAGGUUUAUUAACCGAAUACUGUAGCACGAUGACUGGAUCUAAUAAAUAUUUACAUAAAUGAUAUAUUUCAGAGGGGGGGAGGGUAGAAGAGUGGGUGUUUUCUGAAUUGAAAUGUUAAAAUUGCCAGUGUAUACUAACACUGUCACUAGCAGCAUUUUAGAUCUUUGUAUUGAUCAUGGUCAUAUGUUGUGUAACAUCAUCAGUGAUGCAGUCUGUAGAACUGUUACUGGCUCAAUAAUUAAACUUCUCUAUUUAAAACCUUAAAGUAACACUUAGAUUUUUGUAGUUACCUAGCAAUACUCAAGCAGAGUCUUUCUUGUUAUGCAAAUACUGGUAUUAAAUAUCAGAAGCUUUUCUUCCAGUACUUGAACUACUUUAUACUAGCAGGGGGAGCCUUUUCCAUCCUUGCUUCAGGCAAAGUCUAUCAGCAGGACAAAUUCUAGAAACUGUUGCCUAUUACGUUAAUAGAAAAAUGCAACCAAACACUCUCCAGAGUCGUCGUUUUAGCAGCUUGCUAACUGCAUUUUCAAAUGUUAUAUGUGCAGAUGGAUGUCAGCCAACUGAAAAAAUGGAUGAAAACCAGCUUAAUAAAUACUUAAAUACUACCGUCAAAAAUAGACGAAUGCUCGUGUGGCUUAGACUUGUUUCCCAUUGUUGCCUCUGGUAGCGUAUGGAAACUUUAGCUGUCUUUUGCAAAGGCUUUUUGCUUGACAACCCAGUAGCUGAAAUUGAUACUUGCUUUGACUAGGCUUUGCAUACCUAAAACCAGAUGUUUUUUUAAUGUAAUUAUGAUAUUAAGCCAUGAAAGCAAAACAGAGCUGUUCAAAGACUUGUCUGUGCUGGCAUUUAAAUAUAACAAAACAGCCUUCUUAAAUAACUACCUGUUCUCACAUAAAAAUAACUGAGCUACUCAGAAGCAAUGGAAUUCCCAUAUUUUCCAAGGACUCAAACCAAAGCUCAGGCUUGAGUAUUGCAUGAGAAUACCACCCAUUCAGCUGAUCAUACAGUGUUGCAUACUGUUG